CAGCCACAGAUCUCUCUACGCUCCCAAAGCUUUCCUCCUUUCGAAGCAUCCAAUGGACGCCUCAGCCACGGCAACCGGCGGCAAGGCGAAGAAGGGAGCGGCCGGGCGCAAGGCCGGCGGGCCCAGGAAGAAGUCCGUGACGCGGUCCGUCAAGGCCGGGCUCCAGUUCCCCGUCGGCCGCAUCGGGCGGUACCUCAAGAAGGGCCGGUACGCGCAGCGCGUCGGCACCGGCGCCCCCGUCUACCUCGCCGCCGUCCUCGAGUACCUGGCCGCGGAGCUGCUGGAGCUCGCCGGCAACGCCGCCAAGGACAACAAGAAGUCCCGCAUCAUCCCGCGCCACCUGCUGCUCGCCAUUAGGAACGACGAGGAGCUCGGCAAGCUGCUCGCCGGCGUCACCAUCGCGCACGGCGGCGUGCUGCCCAAGAUCCACUCCGUGCUUCUCCCGAAGAAGACGGUGGAGAAGGAGGCCAAGUCCCCCAAGAAGGCUGCCAAGUCCCCCAAGAAGGCGGCCAAAUCCCCCAAGAAGGCUUAGAUGCGCGCACCGAUUUGACUUAGACUCUGUGUAGUGCUUCAGAUUAGUGUUUGAUUUGUCAAUGUAAUGUUUGUCUUCUGUGCUGCUAAGAAAAAUCGUAAGAAAUCUCUCUGAUUUUGCACGACCAAAUCCCCCAAGAAGGCUUAGAUGCGCGCAUCGAUUUGAUCUAGGCUCUGUGUAGUGCUUCAGAUUAGUGUUAGCUUCUGGCUAUACCUGUGGAUGUAAUGUUGGUCUUCUGUG
This is a messenger RNA of Lolium rigidum, 772 nucleotides long. RefSeq names its product histone H2A-like. Gene Ontology annotation, cellular component: nucleosome. The record is from RefSeq and is a predicted model, not a curated record. Lineage: Eukaryota; Viridiplantae; Streptophyta; Magnoliopsida; Poales; Poaceae. Gene Ontology annotation, molecular function: protein heterodimerization activity; DNA binding; structural constituent of chromatin. Bases 53 to 532 code for a protein of 159 amino acids. The transcript has a single exon.